AUGGAUUCCUCACCCUCCUCGCACGAGAAGGUGCACCAAGAACAUGCCGAACAAUCCACCCUCCCCAACAGCUCCAACGGUUCUGCAAGUAACAGCGACGAUAUCGUCAUGGUCGACCUGCCCACGGCCAUCGUCGAAAAAGGCCCCCAACUUCUCGACACCAAAGUGCCCUUCCUAACCUGGCGCUCCGUUGUCAUGGGUCUCUUCGUGUCCAUGGGCGGCUUCUUCUUUGGUUACGAUACCGGUCAGAUUUCUGGAUUCUUGCAGAUGGAGGACUUCUUGUACUCGUUUGGGGAGUGGAACGGCGAAAAGUAUGAGUUUAGUGAUGUGCGGAGUGGGUUGAUUACUGGAUUGUUGUCAAUCGGAACGUUGAUUGGCGCCCUCGUCGGUGCCCCCAUCGCAGACCGCAUCGGCCGCAAAUGGUCCAUCUCGUUCUGGUGCAUAAUCCUCUGCGUCGGCGUAACAGUACAAAUCUCUUCAUCACAGGGGAAAUGGUAUCAAGUCGCCGUUGGCCGGUUGAUUGCCGGUCUCGGUGUUGGCGCUUUGUCGCUGAUUGUGCCCAUGUAUCAAGGUGAAAGCGGUCCGCGACACAUUCGCGGUGCGUUGAUUAGUUUGUAUCAGCUGUUCAUCACGCUGGGCAUCUUUGUCGCGUAUUGCAUUGACUUUGGCACCGAGGCUAUGACGACCAGUGCAUCGUGGCGAAUCCCUAUGGGUAUUACAUACCUCUGGGCGAUUAUCCUGGGUGUUGGAAUCAUCUUCUUCCCCGAAUCGCCUCGCUUCGACUACCGACACGGCAAAGUCGACCGUGCCGUCGCAAACCUGGCCAAGAUUUAUGGUAUUCCGCAAAACCAUCGCGCUCUGGCUCAAGAAUUCGAAGAAAUCAAGGAAAAAUACGAAGAAGAAAAGUCCCACGGCAACAUUACAUGGUGGAUGAUGCUCGGCGCUCCACGCAUGAAAUAUCGUAUCAUGGUUGGCAUGCUCUUGCAGGCCUUGCAACAACUCACCGGCGCAAACUACUUCUUCUACUACGGCACUACCAUUUUCCAGGGUGCCGGAAUCUCAAACUCCUUCGUCACGCAGAUGAUCUUGGGCGGCGUCAAUUUCGGAACUACAUUUUUAGGGUUGUAUAACAUCCAACAUUUCGGACGACGCAAGUCCCUGAUUGCGGGUGCCAUAUGGAUGUUUGUCUGCUUUUUGAUCUUUGCAUCUAUCGGCCACUUUUCACUUGAUAGGCAGACUCCCGCCAACACGCCCGCCGCCGGAAAGGCAAUGGUAUGUUUCGCAUGCUUCUUUAUUCUGGGUUAUGCAUCAACCUGGGCGCCCAUGGUAUGGGCCAUCUGCGCCGAGUUGUAUCCCUCUGAAUUCCGUGCCCGCGCCAUGGCUAUGUCGACAGCAUCGAACUGGCUUUGGAAUUUCCUGCUCGCAUUCUUCACCCCCUUCAUCACAAGUGCCAUCGACUUUAGGUUCGGAUAUGUCUUUGCCGGAUGCAUGUUUGCCGCUGCGUUUGUGGUGUAUUUUGCUGUUAUUGAGGGCAAGGACCGCACACUGGAGGAGAUUGAUACCAUGUAUGUUCAAAGGGUGAAGCCGUGGGAAAGCUCAAAGUAUGUUUUCCCGGAAGGCGAGUUUGAGUCUGCUGGCACCACCGCUUCUGGUGGGAAUGGAAAUGGGAAGGAUGAGGUGACGCAGGAGCAUAUUAACUAG
Messenger RNA from Talaromyces marneffei, 1701 nucleotides. RefSeq lists its product as uncharacterized. Gene Ontology annotation, biological process: carbohydrate transport; transmembrane transport. NCBI's taxonomy places the organism in Eukaryota, Fungi, Ascomycota, Eurotiomycetes, Eurotiales, Trichocomaceae. Gene Ontology annotation, cellular component: plasma membrane. The record is from RefSeq and is a predicted model, not a curated record. The transcript is spliced from 2 exons. Gene Ontology annotation, molecular function: carbohydrate:proton symporter activity. The coding region runs from base 1 to 1701 and encodes 566 amino acids.